GUCUCUUAGGUGAUGCUGCAGCCAAGAUGGCGCCUGCGGCGGCCGCGGUGGCCUGAACGUCAUGCUCCGGGUCGUCGGCAGCGGCGGCGGCUGUGGCCUCGGCCGGGGGCUCGUGUCUCUCCCUGCCGUGAGCGCCCAGGCAUCUUUCCUCCUGCCGGGCUGCCCUGGACAGAGAGGAGACGGCCACGAAGAGAGGAGGCAGUGAGGAACAGCAAGAGAGAGCGGCGGCGCCUCCCGUCCCGGCACCAUGGCUGGAAUCAUUAAGAAACAGAUCUUGAAGCACCUCUCCAGGUUUACCAAAAAUUUAUCUCCUGACAAGAUAAAUCUAAGUACUCUUAAAGGAGAAGGUGAACUGAAGAAUUUGGAGUUGGAUGAAGAGGUGCUGCAGAAUAUGUUGGAUUUGCCCACAUGGCUUGCUAUCAACAAAGUUUGUUGUAACAAAGCGUCCAUUAGGAUCCCGUGGACAAAAUUGAAAACACAUCCCAUCUGUUUGACUUUGGAUAAAGUAAUAAUGGAAAUGAGUACAUGUGAAGAACCACGAGCUCCUAACGGCCCAUCCCCAAUUGCAACUGCUUCAGGACAGAGUGAAUAUGGCUUUGCUGAAAAAGUAGUUGAGGGAAUUACUGUUUCUGUGAAUUCCAUUGUUAUCAGAAUUAGAGCAAAAGCUUUCAAUGCAUCCUUUGAACUUUCUCAGCUGCGGAUUUAUAGUGUAAAUGCAAACUGGGAACAUGGAGAUUUAAGGUUUACUCGUAUUCAAGACCAACAAAGAGGAGAGGUUUUAACGUUUAAGGAAAUAAAUUGGCAAAUGAUUCGAAUAGAAGCAGAUGCUACCCAAAGUUCACAUCUUGAAAUUAUGUGUGCUCCUGUUCGAUUAAUAACCAAUCAGUCAAAAAUCAGAGUGACACUUAAAAGAAGACUGAAGGACUGCAAUGUCAUAGCAACAAAGUUAGUUCUAAUAUUGGAUGACUUAUUAUGGGUUUUAACCGAUUCUCAGUUAAAGGCUAUGGUACAAUAUGCAAAAUCUCUCAGUGAAGCAAUAGAAAAAUCAACAGAGCAAAGGAAGAGUAUGGCUCCUGAACCUGCACAGAGCUCUACAGUAACCCCAACUACCCAGCAUGUAAAAACACCGCAGACUUCAAAUGUUCCUGAUGUAAAUGAUGCUAUUGUAAAAUUGUUCAAUGACUUUGAUGUUAAGGAAACCUCGCAUCAUCUAGUGAUCUCUCAUUUGGAUCUACAUAUAUGUGAUGACAUUCAUGCUAAAGAAAAAGACUCAAAUAGGCGUAUCACUGGUGGUGCUAUGCAGCUCUCUUUUACCCAGCUAACCAUAGAUUAUUAUCCUUACCAUAAAGCAGGAGAUAGUUGUACUCAUUGGAUGUAUUUUAGUGAUGCAACCAAAACAAAAAAUGGAUGGGCCAACGAGUUGCUACAUGAAUUUGAGUGUAAUGUUGAAAUGCUUAAACAGGCUGUGAAGGAUCAUAACGUAGGCUCACCUCCUAAAUCUCCAACACAUGGCUCUCCCCAGCACACACAAACAGAGAAGGAUUCCACUGUGAAGGGAACUUCCAGAACACCUUCAGUAUUAUCUCAACAAUCCAAAGCUAAGCUAAUGUCUAGUUCAGUUGUGGUUAGACUUGCAGAUUUCAAUAUCUAUCAGGUCUCUACAGCGGAACAGUGUCGCUCUUCCCCAAAAAGUAUGGUUUCCUGCAAUAAAAAAUCCCUUUAUCUUCCACAAGAGAUGUCAGCUGUUUAUAUAGAAUUCACAGAAUAUUACUAUCCAGAUGGAAAAGAUUUUCCCAUUCCAUCUCCCAACCUGUAUAGCCAGCUGAAUGCACUACAGUUUACUGUGGAUGAAAGAAGCAUUCUGUGGUUAAAUCAGUUUCUUUUGGAUUUGAAGCAAAGUCUUAAUCAGUUCAUGGCUGUGUACAAACUGAAUGACAAUUCAAAAUCUGAUGAGCAUGUUGAUAUUAGAGUUGAUGGCUUAAUGCUGAAGUUUGUCAUUCCUUCUGAAAUGAAAUCUGGGUGUCAUCAAGAUCGGCCACGUGCCAUUUCUAUUCAGAGUUCUGAAAUGAUUGCCACAAAUACAAGACAUUGCCCCAACUGUCGGCAUUCUGAUCUGGAAGCUUUGUUUCAAAACUUCAAAGACUGUGAUUUUUUUAGUAAAACGUAUACUAGCUUCCCCAAAUCUUGUGAUAAUUUCAAUCUUCUACAUCCGAUCUUCCAGAGGCAUGCUCAUGAGCAAGACACCAAAAUGCAUGAAGUCUAUAAAGGAAAUAUUCCUCCCAAAUUGAAUAAACACACCCUUAAAACUUCUGCUGCCACUGACGUGUGGGCUGUGCACUUUUCUCAGUUUUGGAUAGAUUAUGAAGGCAUGAAAAGUGGUAAAGGACGACCAGUAAGUUUCAUAGACUCUUUUCCUCUCUCCAUCUGGAUUUGUCAACCAACAAAAUAUGCUGAGUCUCAAAAAGAGCGGCAGUUUUGUAAUCAGGUGUCUCUGAACACAUCCCAGAGUGAAUCUAGUGAUCUGUCUGGCCGAUUAAAACGGAAAAAACUCUUGAAGGAAUAUUACAGUACAGAGUCUGAGCCCUUCACAAAUGGAGGGCAGAAUUCAUCGGAUACUUUUUUAAGAUUUUCUUCUUCAGCGACAGAUGCAGAUAUUCAUAUCUUGGUUCAUGUUCAUAAACAUGUCAGUAUGCAGAUCAAUCACUACCAGUACGUUUUCCUGCUUUUCCUCCAUGAGUCACUUAUUCUACUUACAGAGAAUUUAAGGAAUGAUGUAGAAGCGGUGACUGGUAGUCCUGCUAGUCAGACAUCCAUUUGUAUAGGAAUUUUAGUUAGAAGUGCGGAACUGGCUCUGUUGCUACAUCCAGUGGAUCCAGCAAAUGCUCUGAAGUCUCCUGUUUGUGAAAAUGUGAGCCCAAUGGUUCCUGAUUAUUUGCCUACAGAAAACGGAAAGUUUCUGUCUUCUAAAAGAAAACCAGUUAGUAGUAGCAUAAGUCAGAUAAGAAGUGUAACUGUUAAUCAUAUGUCCGACAGUAGAUCUCUGAGUGUUGACCUUAGCCAUGUCCCUUUAAAGGAUCCUUUGCUUUUUAAAUCCGCCAGUGACACAAAUCUGCAAAAAGGCACAUCUUUUCUAGACUAUUUAUCAGAUAAACAUUUAGGGAAAAUUAGUGAAGAUGAAAGCACUGGACUUGCUUACAAAAGCAACUCGGGAGAGAUUGCAUCAGAAAGAAGUGACAGAAAGGACUCAUCUUGUACCGAUGUGAAUAGUGUCUUAAACUACAGAGAAAGCUCAGAUGUGCUGUCAUUUGAUAAUGGUGGUAAUCAAAACAUCCUUUCAGAUAAUUUAACCAAUAAAGGAAAUGAAGCCAUAGAAUCAAUUUUUAAAGCUGAAGAUUUGUGUUCAGAAACAUCUUCACUUGCUGAGAACUCAGAAAUCAAUAAGGAGGCAUCUGCAGUCAGAACACUUAGAUCACAGACAUCUUUAAGCGGAAAGCAUAAGGAACGCUGUUCCCCCAGUCUGGCUCCACUCUCUGUUUCUUAUAAGAACAUGAAACGAAGUCCCUCCCAAGUCUCACUGGAUAGCAUUUCACUCGACAGCAUGAUCUUAGAAGAGCAGUUGUUAGAAAGUGAUGGAAGUGAUAGCCAUAUAUUUUUGGAAAAAGGAAUUAAAAAAAACUCCACCCCAAAUUACCAGAGCCCAGCAGAGAGUGUGAGCGCCAGUGCAAAUCUACAGAAUUAUGGUGAAGUCUCUCCAGAUGCCAUCAGUACAAAUUCAGAGGGUGCUCAGGAAACCCAUGAUGACCUGAUGUCAGUUGUGGUAUUUAAAAUUACUGGUGUUAAUGGGGAAAUUGAUAUCCGAGGAGAAGACACGGAAAUCUGCCUUCAGGUGAACCAGGUGAUACCGGAUCAGUUAGGCAAUGUCAGUCUCCGGCAUUACCUUUGUAACCGUCCGAUUGGGUCCGAUCCAAAAGCUGUAAUUCAUUCCAAAGCCUCUCCUGAAAUUUCUCUGAAGUUUGAAAGUGGGCCUGGUGCUGUAAUACACUCUGUACUUGCUGAAAAAAAUGGAUUUCUGCAAUGCCGUAUAGAAAAUUUUAGUACUGAGUUUCUUACAUCUUCUCUUACGAAUAUUCAACAUUUUUUGGAAGAUGAAACUGUUGCAACAGUAAUGCCAAUGAAGAUACAGGUUUCUAACACCAAAAUAAAUUUAAAAGAUGACAGUCCUCGGAGUAGUACGGUGUCCCUAGAACCAGCUCCAGUGGUUGUACACAUCGAUCAUCUUGUGGUGGAGAGAAAUGACGAUGGCUCUUUUCAUAUCAGAGAUUCUCCCUUGUUUAACACUGGAAAUGAUUUGAAAGAAAAUGUAAAAAGUGACUCAAUGCUGCUUACCAGUGGAAAGUCUGAUCUGAAGAAGCAACGCAGUGUCACUCAAGCCACUCAGACAAGUCCCGAAGUUCCUUGGCCUUCCCACUCAGUUAAUGUUCCUAAGGGCUCCUUUGACAUUACCAAGGAACAGCUCAUGGAAGAAAACGAAUCUCUUAAACAGGAGCUGGCUAAAGCUAAGAUGGCUCUUGCAGAGGCCCACCUAGAAAAAGACGCUCUUCUUCAUCAUCUAAGGAAGAUGCCAGUGGAAUAGCAGAAAUGGCAGUCAAAACUCAAAUUACAAGCUUUGGAGAAGGAAGGCUAUAUUUAUAAUGGUGAUGUUAUCAAUUACUGAAAGACUUGAUUUUCCAUGAAAAAACAAUAAAGUAAAAUUGAAAAUGGUAAAGUGAUGACUAUUCUAAAGAUGGUUUAGAAAGUAUAGGUACAGGUGUGAACAAUGUUUUGAUUAUUUUGUGUUUUGGGGUUUAACUCUCCUGUAAGCUGGUACGAUGAUCUAGGGCAGUCAAUACAUAUUACAAAAUAAUUCAUGCCUAAUGGAAAGAUAGCAUUUCCUAAUUUUGGUGUCAUUCUAGGCUUUUUUUUUUUUUUUAAAAAAAAAAAGGAACAUGAAAACUUAUUGUGUUUAUACAGAUUGUUGAAUUUAUUUCUCACUGUUUGUUAAUAAUUUACUAUUAUUACAAAGAUUCAAAUGCUGUUAGGUAUAAUGUAAAAUAAAAGGAGGUGGGGUGUACAUUUUAAAUGUCAUUAAAAUUAUGUACUUAAAUCCAUGAUUAUUAUAUAAAAAGCCCAAUCAAAUUAAUAAAUUAUAUAUUUAAGGAGUUUGAGAACUGGAAACUUACAAAGUAUUGAAGUAUUAAACUUAAAAAGUAAAUUAAAUUAUUGAAAAACAGAAAAAGCUUAAAUGAUGGGAAAGCCAUGUAAGUGGGAGCUAUUCUUUUUAACAAAAAGAUAGUACAGAUGUAAAAAUAAAAAGCACAACUGUAAAAAAGAGCAAAUUACUAAACUCUGUGGCCAAGUGAUUUAAAACCAUUACUUGUACAUUCCUUUAGAUAUUUACUGUUAGAAGUAAAAGUAAUAAUUUAUUCUGCUAAAUUUGGCAGCAUUUGUAACUAUGAUACUUUUAAUUAAUACUGUUUAUAUUAUUUCUUUAUCUUUCCUCUUUAAGGAGAAUGUUUUCAGAGAAUUUGCUUACCAUGCACAUAAAAGUUUCAUACCAUUCUUACAGUAUCAUAUUAGGUGUUUGCACAUAAUUUAUAAAGCUAGUUUUGAUUACAGUUCCGUGUGAUAUAUACAUAUAUAAAUAUAUACAGUCUUAUAUAAUGAGAGUCAUUGGUAAAUUUUAAAUUCUAUUUUCUAGAGAUUAAGGUUGAAAUCAACAUGAGAGUAUUACAGUCUUGCACUAUGAAAUAAAGUACAUGAAUGUUUAAGAAAGGGCCUUCUAAAGAUUUUAAAUAUAUUUCUGAUAGAAUUAAACUAAGUGAUGUCUAUUUUAAAAUUGCACAUUCUUAAAUAUAUCCAAGAUAGAAUGUCAAGUAGCUGGACUAUUCUUUCUUUAAAAUACUUGAAAAUUCUAGGCCAUGUUGUGACAUUUUAUUAUGGUGCUUUGUUUCUUUCACAUGACUUCUCUCGCCAUCCCUGUAUCUAAAUCCUUGGGAGAAUACAGAUUUCAUUUACAUUAAGGGUUGCAGUGAUUAUUGGAAACGGUUCUGUCCUUCCUUUUUCUUCUAUGUCAUCUACUUGCAUUGGUAUAACUUAAAAAUACAGGUACUGUUUUGGGAACUGAGGGUAUAGCUAAUAAAUUGUUUAACAUUUAACCUCAGAUAUGUUUUAAAUCAUGUAAAUCUAAAGCUAUUUGGUAUCCUCAUAUCAGAAGCAAAGGUCUGAUGAAAGAAUUAAGUGCGCAGCGAAAGCCCCUCCCUGGUGGAUGUAUAUUCUGCGGAAGCCUGUGUUUCUCAGGACUGACCUCUUCUGUGCAUGUGAACGUUUUGCAUUUGCUCAGUAAGCAAAGCAGGUGUUUUUUCCUUUACUCCUUUAGGUCUAUUUGGCCUUCCCAAGAAAAUCAUUUUAAUAAUAGAAAGGGUAACAUUCUGAAUAUUAUGGGUGAUUUGAUUAUUUUCAGUAGAUGUUUAACAUUCACAAAACACUUCUAAAAAAUAUUACAUCAUAUAAAUCCCAUAGCAAAAUCUUAGGAGCACUUAUCAUUCAACUGUUACAAGUUUUUUUUUUUUUUAAAAGUAUCUUAACAUUCAGAAAGAUCAAAUGGUUUAACCAAAAUCAGUUAGUGCCAUAAUCUUACAUGCUUUUAUGUUAGCUUGGCAUUAAUUGACAGAAGAGGGUCAGCAGGAGGGAGCCACUGUCUUAUCCCAGUUUUCCUUUCAGAUGCAACUAUGACACUUUUAACUGUGUGUGUGUAUAUGUGCAUGCACGCAAGAAGGAUACAUUACCAUGUGUGUAUUAUUGAAGCUACUUACAUAGUAGGCCAAAAAAAUGAGUUUAUAAUAAACUACAAGUGUUUUAAAAACACUGACCACCAGUCACAAAGUUGCCAUACCUUGAAUUGUUUUCUGUUCAGUCAUAGCAGAGAGACGUUAAUAACUGGUGGAGGUAGAGGUUUCCACUUUCUGUUUGUUUAUGUUUGUUUUAGGUUUCUUUAUUUUACACUGACAAGCUUGAGACUAUAUUUACAAUGUACAGUAUAUUUUAUGUUUACAUUGCAGAAUGGCUGAUUCAAGCUAGUUAAUGUGUGUGUGUUACUUCACAUCCUUUUUUGUUUUGAAAACACUCUGAGCCAUUUCAGAUAUACAAUCUGUAAGUUAUUAACUGUAACCAUAAUGUUAGACGGUAUGGUUCCUGAAUUUAUUCCUUUUAAUUUGAGUCCUUUGAAAAGUAUUCUGCCUCUCCCAGCUCUUACCCCUACUUUGCAAGCACUGUUGUACUCUCUGCGCUCCUGAGUUCAAUUUUUGUGCACGCUGCUUGGAAGUAGUAGAGCAUCUACUCAUUUCGCUUUCUGUGCUUAUUUCAUUUCACAUAGUAUUUCACAGGCCUUGUUCUUACAAGUGGUGAAUUUCCUUAAAAAAAAAAAAAAGGCAAAUAUCCCUCCAUUUUGCUUAUAUUUCAAAUUUUUAAAAUUCAUUCAUUUGUUGAUGGAUUACGUGUCUUGGCUAUUUCAUAAUGUUGCAAUGGACAUGGGAUUGUAGCUAACUCUUAACAUACUGGCUUUAUAGUCUUUAGAAACUUGCCCAUUGGUAGUACUGCUGGAUUAUACAGUAGUUCUGGUUUUGUUUUUGAGGAAUC
Molecule: messenger RNA, 7674 nt
Organism: Ochotona curzoniae (black-lipped pika)
Lineage: Eukaryota; Metazoa; Chordata; Mammalia; Lagomorpha; Ochotonidae
Gene: BLTP3B
Product: UHRF1 binding protein 1 like
Exons: 21
Coding region: 248-4633 (1461 amino acids)
Source: RefSeq, a predicted model, not a curated record